Molecule: messenger RNA, 2373 nt
Organism: Fonsecaea erecta
Lineage: Eukaryota; Fungi; Ascomycota; Eurotiomycetes; Chaetothyriales; Herpotrichiellaceae
Exons: 1
Coding region: 1-2373 (790 amino acids)
Biological process (GO): carbohydrate metabolic process
Molecular function (GO): alpha-L-fucosidase activity
Source: RefSeq, a predicted model, not a curated record
AUGGAUCCAUCGCAUAAUCUAUAUUACCUUGGACCGGCCAAGGGGUUUCCCCAGUCACUGGCUCUUGGGAAUGGUAGGAUAGGCGCUAGUCUCAUUUCCACCACAGACGUGGACACAUUCCUCCUGAAUGAGGUUACCUUUUGGUCAGGCAAGCCUUACCAGCCCCAGAGCGAAUAUGGGGGCAAGGCUGCCAUCAACGAGAUGCGUGAGCGUUACGUACAAAAAGAUCACCAGGCUGUGCAGACCUUGGCAGAGAAAUGGCUGCAGCCUCCGAAAGGGGACUUCGGCACAAAUCUGAGCGUAGGCAGACUCAAAAUUGAGUAUUCUCGAGGUACUACCGGGAAGGGUAAGUUGGAGAGAGGGCUGAGACUGGACCAAGGUAUUGGCUGGGUGUCCUGUUCCUCGGACGAUUCUACAUUGCAGGUCAGCAGGGAGACGUUUAUCUCCCACCCUCACCAGGUCAUCGCUGUGAAGAUUUCGGCGAACGAUGGAACCGUUUCCUGCAACAUCAAGUUUGAGGGAGAAACUACAAGUUGGUCGACCAAGAAACCAAGUGCGACUGAGUUGGAAAUCCAUACCCAAGCACUUGAGACGGUGCACAGUGAUGGAACUUGUGGUGUAAAGCUGCAUGGCCUAGUUCACGCUCAGUCCGAUGGCGCAUUGCUCCCUACAGAAGAUAUGAUUUCUGUUGUGGAUGCUUCCUCUGUGGUGGUAUUGAUCGCUCUGAACACAGACUAUCUGGUUCCGCCUGAUAAGGACUGGGUUUCUCUGGCCCGCGCUCAGAUCCAAACUGCCUCAGACGCUGGAUAUGACAAAGUCAAGCAGUGCCAUACUCAAGACCACCAUGGCCUCUAUUCUCGCGUGGCUCUCACGCUCGGCCCAAUAUCGUCAACAUCACACCUUCCUACGGACCAACGACAGAAAGCACUGACUGCAUCAAAAGGAGACACCUCAGAUGAUUUAUCCCUUUACGCGUUGUACUUCAAUUAUGGCCGUUACCUCUUGCUUGCAGGCACUCGCUCAGACUCUCCACUCCCACUUCAUCUACAGGGCCUCUGGAAUGACCGGGAAGCCAAUGCCAUGAACUGGUCAUGCGACUACCACCUUGACAUCAACACGCAAAUGAACUACUUCCCAGUCGAACCAUGUGGGCUAGGGGACGAAUGCCACCAGCCGCUUGCGAAGUACAUGCAAAAACUCGCGGAAGCUGGAGCCGAGUCCGCCAGGAAUUUCUACGGCACCCACAAGGGCUGGGUGGCACACGUGUUCUCGAACAUCUGGGGAUUCACCGCGCCCGGCUGGGAAACAAGCUGGGGGCUCAAUGUUACAGGAGGACUGUGGAUGGCCAUGGAGAUGAAGGAGCAUUGGGAGUAUACUCUGGACAAGGCAUACAUGAAGGGAUAUGCCUGGGACGUGUUGAAAAGCGCGGCCGAAUUCUUCCUGGAGUAUAUGUCCCCCGCCGACCCGAAGACGGGCUAUAUGGUGACUGGCCCGUCUGUGUCGCCCGAAAACACCUUCUUUGUCGAGCAACAGGGCAGACGUGAGGAGCGUUCAUUGAGCCUAUCCCCAACUCUCGACGUGGUCCUCGUCAGAGAUCUCCUGGCAUUCUGCGUCGACGUCGCUACAUCGUCACUGAACAGUACGGACGCCACGAAUGACGACUUCAUUUCGCGCGCCAAAGAAACCCUGCCCAGACUCCCACCCCUCCAAAUCGGCCGGCACGGCCAACUGCAAGAAUGGCUCGACGACUUCGAGGAAGCGCAACCGGACCACCGCCACCUGUCGCACCUUGUGGCCCUGAUCCGUAGCACUCAGAUCAGCACGCGACGCACGCCCGCACUGGCCGAGGCCGUGCGCGUCACGCUCGAACGACGCCGCGCCCGCGCGGACCUGGAGGACAUCGAGUUCACGGCCGUGCUGUUCGCCAUGGGGUUUGCACGCCUUGACGACGGGGACGCCGCGCUCAAGCCUCUCACACACCUGAUUUCGGAGUUGUCGUUCGAGAACCUCCUGACCUUCUCCAAGCCCGGCGUCGCCGGCGCCGAGACCAACAUCUUCGUCGUGGACGGCAACUUCGGCGCCACGGCCGCCGUGGCGGAGCUGCUGUUGCGGAGUGUGCGUGUCGGGGAGGUCGAGCUCUUGCCGGCCCUGCCGACGACGUGGGGUAAGAGUGGACGUGUGGAAGGGCUCAGAGCCAAAGGCAACCUCGUCGUCGGGAUCCAGUGGAGCGAGGACGUAUUGGUCGAGGCAACGAUUCGGAAUGCCGGUGCGGACGCAUUGGUGGUCGAAGUCUACUACCGGGAACGGUCUGUCAAGGUCGACCUGCAGCCCGCCUCGACAGUCAGAGUGGAUCAAGAGCUUGUGCCGCUGUGA